AUACAUUUUCAUCCAGUUUCUACAUUGCUCAUUAGAGGUUUUCCUCUUCCAGUUUCCUACUGUGUUGGAACCUUGGGGACUCAUACCGAGAUCAAGAGAGUGGCAGAGGAAAAGGUCACUUUGCCUUGUCACCAUCAGCUGGGGCUUCAAGAAAAAGACACCUUGGAUAUCGAAUGGCUGCUUACUGAUAAUGAAGGGAAACAAAAAGUGGUGAUUACUUACUCUAGUCGUCAUGUCUACAAUAAUUUGACUGAGGAACAGAAUGGCCGGGUAGCCUUUGCUUCCAAUUUCCUGGCAGGAGAUGCCUCCCUGCAGAUUGAGCCUCUGAAGCCCAGUGAUGAGGGCCAGUACACCUGUAAGGUGAAGAAUUCAGGACGCUAUGUGUGGAACUAUGUCAUCUUAAAAGUCUUAGUGAGACCAUCCAAACCCAAGUGUGAACUGGAAGGAGAGCUGACAGAAGGAAGUGACCUGACUCUGCAGUGUGAGUCAUCCUCAGGCACAAAGCCCAUUGUGUAUUACUGGCAGCGAAUCCGGGAGAAAGAGGGGGAGGAUGAACAUUUGCCUCCCAAAUCUAGGAUUGACUAUAACAAUCCUGGGCGAGUCCUGCUGCAGAAUCUUACCAUGUCCUCCUCUGGGCUCUACCAGUGCACAGCAGGCAACGAGGCUGGCAAGGAAAGCUGUGUGGUGCGAGUGACUGUACAGUAUGUACAAAGCAUCGGCAUGGUUGCAGGAGCAGUGACAGGCAUAGUGGCUGGAGCCCUACUGAUUUUCUUCUUGGUGUGGCUGCUAAUCCGAAGGAAAGACAAAGAAAGAUAUGAGGAAGAAAGACCUAAUGAAAUUCGAGAAGAUGCUGAAGCCCCAAAAGCCCGCCUGGUGAAACCUAGCUCCUCUUCCUCAGGCUCUCGGAGCUCUCGCUCUGGUUCUUCCUCUACUCGUUCCACAGCAAAUAGUGCCUCACGCAGCCAGCGGACACUAUCAACUGAAGCAGCACCCCAGCCAGGGCUAGCCCCCCAGCCAUACAGCCUACUAGGGCCUGACUUGAGAGGUUUUGAACCAAAGAAAGUGCACCAUGCUACCCUGACCAAAGCAGAAGCCACGCCCAGCAUGAUCCUCAGCCAGAGUGGAACCUUCCAAACAGUCUGAAUUACAGUGGACAUGACUCCAUGCUUUUCUAGAAGUCAAGAUCUUAGGACUUUUCUAGUCAUUGAUACUCAGUCACCAGCCACACAUCCCCUCAACCAGAUAAGAGGCCAUUUAAAUAGCAGUGAACAUCACCUGGAACAGAUGCAGAUGCACACUUUCUUCAUAUGAUACCAAAUGAACAAGAGGAUAUAAAGUGAUCAACUCUAAACAGGCAUCUCUUUGUGCCUUUAGACCAGAGUAAAGGGAAGCAGAGAUCCAAAUCCAGCUAUUGAUGACCAAGACCUGUGGUGAAUGCUAGAUAAAAGUGAGGUGAACACACCUAAAAUGUCUCACCUAGGAUGUUUUGCAUCAAUGUUUUGAGCAUCCAUGUCAAGAAGAAACGGGGUGUUGUUUGCAAAUUUUGUAAUCAUUUCUGCAAACCUAUCAGAUUAUUGAGAACAUUCAAGAGUCAAAAAGAACCCAUAGCCUUAUAUUACAUGUAUAUGCACCAUGAACUGGACUGCUUCCAAGAAACUCCAAAGAAAGGAAACAUGUCUCUUUUUUUCUGACUUAACUUCACGUGUCAUGAGGUCAGAUAUUAAUUUCAGGAGAACCUGAAAUGUGGGAGAUGGAGAAGAAUGAUUGUCUCUCACUCUUAUCUAUUACUAAUCUUCCUACUUACAUUGAACUCUAAAAUAAGAACUGAAAAAGGAUUCCAAAAUGUAUAACAAGAUUCUGUGAAAAGCUUUCUAUCUUUAUGUUCAAAGGAUUGUUGACAAACAUUAGAAAUACAUACUGGAGCAAUUGUGGAUAUUCUCUGAAAUUAAAUGCCUCUAAGGACUUCCCAGCUGGAUAUCUUUGGAAGAAACACAUAUUUACUACAAGUCAUUUAACAAUGUCCUUAUACAAAAAUCUUCUAGAGAAAAUGAGACCUAGGAAUGUUGAAAGAUCUCCUGACAUAAAAUUACAGUCUUCUCUCUGAAAACAGGUGAAACCAGAAUUUAAAUACCAACUGGGCUAGAAGGGAGAUUAUAUCAGUUUUCUCUUAAUAUAUAAAGGAAUGAUAUAAGGAAGGUGCCUCAAUUUCUUUCAUUUUAGAAUAUGAACCUGGGACUUCUGAUGAGACUAGACCUUGAAUUAUCAAAAAGAUUAGAGAGACUGCCAACAUUUCCUAUAUGCCAUAAUCAUUCAUUCUUGAAAGGGUGAAGCAGAGCCAGGUGCAGGUGGCUCACACUUGUAAUCCUGGCUACUCAGAAGGCAGAGAUCAGGAGAGUCAAGGUUCAAAGCCAGCCCAGGC
This is a messenger RNA of Castor canadensis (American beaver), 2419 nucleotides long. Its product is annotated as CXADR like cell adhesion molecule. The record is from RefSeq and is a predicted model, not a curated record. NCBI's taxonomy places the organism in Eukaryota, Metazoa, Chordata, Mammalia, Rodentia, Castoridae. Gene Ontology annotation, cellular component: cytoplasmic microtubule; cell surface; membrane.